AUGUUCGCCUAUCAGAUCGGGAGGAACAUGGAGGUCUACGUGGACGAUAUGAUCGUGAAAAGUCAAGAAGCCGAAACGCACCUUGCCGACCUGGCCGAGGCAUUCGCUACACUGCGCAAGUUCGGCAUGCGACUCAACCCCACAAAGUGUGCUUUCGGCGUCACCUCCGGGAAAUUCCUCGGGUUCAUCGUACACGAGAGAGGAAUAGACGCCAACCCAAAGAAGGUUCAAGCAAUAAUCAACAUGCAGUCCCCCCGAACGAUUAAAGACCUGCAGCAACUUAACGGAAGGCUUGUCGCCCUGUCUCGCUUCCUCGCCCGGUCAGGUUAUCACUGCCUCCCGUUCUUCAAGGCGCUCAAAAACCCAAAGAACUUCCAAUGGACAUCGGAAUGCGAAGAGGCCUUCAAACAAAUGAAGCGGCACCUGGCCAGCCUCCCCCGCCUCGCCUCUGUCUCCCCUGGCGAGAAGCUGGGCCUCUAUUUAGCGGCUUCCCCGCGAGCAGUCAGCUCUGUCCUUAUUAAGGAAAGCUUCGGCCAACAACUCCCGAUUUACUAUAUCAGCCAUGUCCUGAACGGACCUGAGGAGCGUUACCCGCCAAUAGAAAAACUCGCGCUCGCCCUGGUGCUCUCGGCUCGGAAGUUGCGUCCCUACUUCCAGGCACACCCGGUGGAGGUCAUCACCGACCAACCUCUUCGGCAGGUCUUAACAAAAUUUGAUGUUGCAGGUCGAAUCCUUAAAUGGGCGGUAAAGCUCGGCGAACACGAUAUAAGAUACGUGCCCAGGACCGCCAUUAAAGCCCAGGCAAUGGCCGACUUCAUCGCGGAGUUCACUCAGAUAGAGGACGGAGACCCCAAGCAAACCCCCGAAGCUUGGACCCUACACGUGGACGGCUCGACCAACUCAAGGGGUGCCGGCGCGGGACUGGUCCUCGUUGCCCCUGACGGACGUUCGUUCGAGCGUUCCCUCCGCUUCGGGUUUAAAGCCACCAAUAACGAGGCGGAAUACGAGGCGCUCCUAGCCGGACUAGGGCUGGCCCUCGAGAUGCAAGCAGCCGCGAUACACGUCUUCACCGACUCGCAGCUCGUGGCCGAGCAACUCAGUGGCGGAUACGAAGCCUGUGACCCAACCAUGGCGAGAUACUUGGCGCGGGUAAGGGACCUAACUGCCAAGUUUCAAAACUUUACGUUAUCCAACAUUCCGAGGAAGGAAAACGGACGAGCCGACGCGCUAGCUAAGCUGGCGUCGAAGCCGACCUCCGAGGCACGGCCGGAGGUUGAGGAGCUCCCUGCUCGCGCCAUUGAAGUGGCGACUACGGCCUUAGGCGGCACACCGACCACGUGGGUGCAGGAGCUGUUGCGUUUCAAGCGGGAUGGAACCCUUCCCCUCGACGAAGCAGUGGCUCGGCGCCUACGUCGCACGCACGCAUGGUACACCGAGGAGAGUGGCCGACUUUACAAACGGUCCUUCACCUACCCCCUCCUGCGAUGCUUGGAGCCUGACGAAGCCCAGACGGUCCUAGCCGAGACCCACGAGGGGGUCUGCGGCGAACACAUCGGCGGGCGAACCCUGGCGCACAAGAUACUCCGCCAGGGCUACUAUUGGCCGAACAUGUGCCGGGACGCGAAAGCUUACUGGGGUUUGGACCUCCUCGGGCCCUUCCCACCAGCUUCUGGACAGUGGCGGUACAUAAUCGUAGGAGUGGAUUACUUCACAAAGUGGGUCGAGGCCGAGCCGCUGGCGACGAUCACGGAAUAUCAAGUGGAGAAGUUCGUGUGGAAAAACCUAGUAACUCGGUUUGGGCUGCCCAAGGCCAUUGUCACGGACAACGGACCUCAGUUCGCCGACAGAAGGUUCCGGGAAUUCUGUGCCGGCCAUGGCAUUCAACUGAGGUACAGUUCGGUGGCCCACCCUCAGACGAACGGACUGGCGGAGGUAACUAACCGAUCCAUCUUGGACGGACUCAAAAGGAGAGUAUCCGCAGCCCGAUCGGUCUGGACAGAUGAACUCCCCAGUGUACUGUGGUCGCUGCGCACCACUCCUAAGAACGCGACCGGGGAGUCCCCGUACAGCUUGACGUUCGGGACCGAAGCUGUCUUGCCACCCGAGAUGGCUGUUGCCACCCUCCGGACGAGGAGCUAUGACCAAGAAGUCUUGAGCAAAGGACUUCGUGCUGGUCUCGACAUGCUCGAGGAACGACAUGCUGACGCGCACCUGAAAGCCCUCUCUUACCAAAGAGCCGUCGCGAGGGUCUACAACAAAAAGGUAAGACCCCGACCAAUCAAAUUAGGGGACCUAGUCCUGCGAAGGGUCGAGGUCAGCGACCCGCCCCUAGCAAGGGGAAAGCUGGCCCCCAAGUGGGAAGGACCUUAUCGGGUCACCGAGGUGAUCCGACCAGGUACUUACCGACUCACGACAAUGAAUGGUUCUCCCUUGCCGAGAACUUGGAAUGUCUGGAACCUUAAGAAGUUUUUUGUCUGA
This is a messenger RNA of Musa acuminata subsp. malaccensis (wild Malaysian banana), 2478 nucleotides long. The record is from RefSeq and is a predicted model, not a curated record. Lineage: Eukaryota; Viridiplantae; Streptophyta; Magnoliopsida; Zingiberales; Musaceae.